Halichondria panicea is the source of this 619-nucleotide messenger RNA. RefSeq lists its product as uncharacterized. The record is from RefSeq and is a predicted model, not a curated record. The transcript is spliced from 5 exons. NCBI's taxonomy places the organism in Eukaryota, Metazoa, Porifera, Demospongiae, Suberitida, Halichondriidae. Bases 118 to 438 code for a protein of 106 amino acids.
UCCGGCAGCCAGUCCCCUAUCUUCUCCUCUUUUGACCUCUUACCGACCUCUCUAGCCAACAGUAUCAGAAAAACUGGGAAUCUUGCUAUUAAUUGAGAGUUUGAAUCAAAUUUAAAGAUGUACAGAACAUCAGGACUAACACACACUCUCAGUGGACACAAACCUCCCAAAGCCACUCAGAAACUAUCAUCAACUAUCAGCAAUGUCGGAAUACAAGAGCUCAAAAGUCGAGAGAGAACAACACAUCAGAAACCAGUGGUGAUUGUUCCCAAGAUAGACCACACAGUCCACAAGCAGUUGAAGUCCUCCACAGGACCUGUGAGGACUCGUAGCAAGCGAACCAGACAGUCCCCCUACACAACCAGACACUCAGAGGUGACGAGGAUGCGGAAAGUGAGCAGCUGUUCUGAGGGGGAGGACCCUGUCGUUAUCGAUUAAUGAUGUCAUCUGAUGUCACAGAACUGAAUAAUAAUUCACUCUAGGCAACUAAUAAAUUGUUUGUAUGUUUCAUACAGUUGUUCAAUUCUAAUUACUUAAUUACUUAAUUAAUGUCUUUAUUUGAUUUGGAGACUCACGUCAUUUCAGAAGAAUAUAUUAUUAUCAAUUUCCCACGAGAUAA